UAUUUUAUUACUCCAAGAGUCUGCCUCCCUGAGAUCCUUGUAUAGACUAGUUAUUUCCCUCUGUAAAGAAGCUGUUCAGUUCAUCCUUGCCUGGUUUGGAAGCAUCCAAGGCAGGCAGUUCUUGCAGCCCGUCUCCCUUCCACUCCCCUCCUCCCCCAGUCCUGGCUGGAGCAGUGAGUCUGUCAAUCCCAGGCAAGAGACAAGGCAGACAAAGGUUUAUUUGUAAAGAACCUCCUUCUAGCACCUCCUUUCUCCUUCUUUUGCCCAAACUCACCCGGUGAAUAGGAGCAUUUAAGAAGAUUCUUCUGCCAAGAAGACCAAAAGGAACGAAGAAAAAAGGGGCAAAAAGCCAAAAUGAAAUUUAUAGUUCUUGCUGUCACUGUUGGACUAACUUUGCUGCUAGAAGUCCAAGCCAUGCCUGCAAAUCGUCUCUCUUGCUACAGAAAGAUACUAAAAGAUCGCAACUGUCACAACCUUCCAGAGGGAGUAGCUGACCUGACAAAGAUGGAUGUAAAUGUCCAGGAUCAUUUCUGGGAUGGGAAGGGGUGUGAGAUGAUCUGCUACUGCAACUUCAGCGAAUUGCUCUGCUGCCCAAAAGAUAUCUUCUUUGGACCAAAGAUCUCUUUUGUGAUUCCUUGCAACAAUCACUGAGAAUCUUCAUGUAUUCCAGAAGACUAUCACCAUCUCUCAUUUCCCACAUACUGCACUAUAUCAGCAUAACUGCAUUUCAAGUUUCAAUCCAGUGCAAUAAAGCACAGGUUCUAUAAAUUCUUACUUGUCUAACACAAUAAACCUGAGUUAAAUAAACAGUAAUAAACAUUACUUCAAUUAAAAUUUUCCCUGUGGA
Messenger RNA from Suricata suricatta (meerkat), 847 nucleotides. RefSeq names its product stimulator of chondrogenesis 1 (gene SCRG1). The coding region runs from base 355 to 651 and encodes 98 amino acids. The transcript is spliced from 3 exons. NCBI's taxonomy places the organism in Eukaryota, Metazoa, Chordata, Mammalia, Carnivora, Herpestidae. The record is from RefSeq and is a predicted model, not a curated record.